UGGCGCCCUCCUGUCCGCCGACAGGCAACGUGAUUCCGUGUUAAAAUCUGAAAUUUUUUCCCACUUAAGGCAACGAAAGUCUAUAUAUUUCAAAAUUAAACCCAAUUCUAGGGGAAAGGUAUCUACGCUUCGGGACCUUUCUUUCUUUUCUAAGAUUAUUCUGCAAGCACCAUAUAGAUGGCUUCAUUCAAACCCACUAAAAUCCUGGUGUAUCCAAAACUGGGAGAGAAGGUCACACAGGAUACUCUUUACUGGAAAAACUACAAGGUUCCUGUCCAGAUAAAAGAAUUUGGAGCCGUCUCAAACAUUGACUUCUCUCCUGUGGCUCCGCAUAAUUUUGCUGUAACAGCCUUUACAAGAAUUCACAUCUAUGGGCCCUUCUCCCAAGCGCCUGUUAAGACAUUUACUCGUUUCAAGGACACUGCUUAUUGUGGAAGGUUCAGGUCGGACGGCCAGCUGCUUGUAGCAGGAUGCGAAGACUCAGUUGUUCGACUUUUUGAUGUCAGCGGCAAGGUGGCACUUAGGAUGUUCAAAGGGCACACAAAGGCUGUACAUGUCACAGACUUUACAUCAGACCGUUACCAGAUCAUCACCGGGUCUGACGACUACACCUGCCGGCUGUGGGACAUCCCGAAUGCAGCUGAGCUCACUACUUACCAAGAACACACGGAUUACAUUCGCUGCGGCAUUGCCAGCAAGCUGAACCGAGAUCUCUUCAUUACCGGAUCCUAUGACCACACUCUGAAGGUGUUUGAUGCCAGAACAGAUAAGAGUGUGAUGACUAUGGAGCAUGGGCAGCCGGUGGAGAGCCUCCUUCUUUAUCCCUCUGAGGGACUUCUUGUCUCAGCAGGUGGGCGCUACGUCAAAGUGUGGGAUCUGUUAAAAGGUGGCCAGCCUUUGGUGUCUCUGAAGAACCAUCAUAAAACUGUCACCUGUUUGGCUCUCGGCAGUAACGGACAGAGGCUGUUGUCUGCGUCUCUGGACAGGCAUGUGAAGGUCUACAACACAACCAGCUACAAAGUGGUUCACAACUUUGACUAUGCCGCUGCAAUCCUCAGUCUGGCUUUGGCUCCGGAUGAUGAGUCUAUCGUUGUUGGGAUGACCAACAGUAUUCUGAGCAUCAAACACAGGAAACACUCAGAAGAGUCAAAGGAAGGACUUAACCGACAGAGGCAGCGUCCUUCAUAUCGUGUAUUUGUGAAAGGGAAAAAUUAUGUUCCAAAACAAGAUGAUUAUCUUGUCAGCAAGCCGGUUAAAGAGCAUUUGGCCAAAUAUGACAGGCAGCUCAAGAAAUUCAGUGUAUCUAAAGCUUUGGAUACAGCCAUGGAGCCCUGGUUAAGAAAGAGGCAGCCAGAGGUCACUGUGGCUGUCAUGAAGGAGCUUGACCGUAGAGGAACUCUAAAGAACGCACUCGCAGGAAGAGAUGAGGAGCAGCUCUCUCAGUUACUCCACUUUGUCAUCGGAAACAUAGUUGACACUAGGUUCAGCCCCAUUCUCGUGACUGCAGCGGAGAUGAUCCUGGACAUCUACAAGUCAGUGGUCGGCCAGUCAGCGCUGAUCGACCGGCAGCUGCUGCGCCUUCAGAGCCUGCUUGAGUCUGAGAUCAACUUGGAGCGGGAGCUCCUGGAGGUCCUAGGAAUGCUGGACACCAUGUUUGCCACCUCCAUUCCUCGUAAGGAGGUGCCGUUCUCCGACAAUAGCAGAUCUAAUGGCUUGGCUCAAGGCGAAGCAUGCAGCUCAAGAUCAGAGCUUCAUGUCACCUGAGAUCAACUGAGAGGAAGAACUGAUUUUAGCCAGGGUUAAGGUGAUUUUUAUAAAAUCUCAAUUGGGGUCAGGAGAUCAUUCUGUGUAUAAACAUCACGAAACACCAUAUGUGAUUGAUAUAAAAUCUACGGUGAAUGCAACAUUUUGCAUGCUGAUGGAUGGGAGGUCUACUGGUGGGCAUCCAUAGACCAAAGUCUUCUAUCUCGACUGAACUAACAUUUGUUUUUAAACCCCCAUCAAUACAAUUGGAGUAUAAACAAGCCAAUCAGAUUUCUCCCUUUAUGAUGCUCUUUGACAGAUAGUUUGAUUUGUUAUGAAUUUAAACCAGCAGCUGUGUUCUGCUGUGAAAGGUCACAAAGCAAAAGACUGGGUCCGUUCAACACUUUACCCAGACUAGCUUCAUUUUUUAAUACAUUUUAUGUGUUAAAAUCUUUUUGCAAAAUAAAUAUUAUACUUAUCAUUAGCGUCUGAAACAAUGUAAGAUGAUAGACGCCUUUGAAAAGAUUUGUUUUCUUCUUUCUUUAAACAGCUAAGGAAACAUCAACCAAUCAUAGCAGAGUAUGCCUCCUUCAAUCCAUCUGAUCCAGUUUCAGUGUAAACCCUCUGGUUUUAACAUGGGCGCCUAAUGAAAACGGGACCAUGCAUUUAUGUGAAGACUCUUUGGAAGCAGAUUAAAAGAUUUGCUUUAAUAUUAAUACUUGUAACAUUUUCGGUUGUAAAUGUGAAUAUGUAUGUGUCUGAAGUAUUUUCAGAAUAUCUGACACUUGUAAGCAAAGAAAA
Molecule: messenger RNA, 2544 nt
Organism: Cyprinodon variegatus (sheepshead minnow)
Lineage: Eukaryota; Metazoa; Chordata; Actinopteri; Cyprinodontiformes; Cyprinodontidae
Gene: utp15
Product: UTP15, U3 small nucleolar ribonucleoprotein, homolog (S. cerevisiae)
Exons: 12
Coding region: 178-1764 (528 amino acids)
Biological process (GO): positive regulation of transcription by RNA polymerase I; rRNA processing
Cellular component (GO): nucleolus
Molecular function (GO): protein binding
Source: RefSeq, a predicted model, not a curated record